UUCCCUGUUCUUUCAGGCUUUAUAAGAUGGAGCAGCGGAGCCCUGACUCACAGCUUCAAAUUUGACACCCCCUGCAGCAGAGAAUUAAAUCUCCUGUGACAAACGCUGAACCAUGGCGAGUUGGAAACUCUCCCUGACGGCGGCACUCGCUCUGAUGUUCCUGCUAACAGGGUAUGCCUUCAAUUUGGAGUUGACCCCACAAGGAGAAGUGUGGUCCCGGGUUGGGGAGAAGGUGGUGCUGAGCUGCAGCGCGAAGGACUGUCCGUCCCCUUCAAUCAAAUGGACUCUCGGAACCGAUCGUCUCUUGGCAGGAGCAGUCAGAGAACAAGACUCGGAGUCCACCCUCACCAUCGGCCCGGUCACCGUGCAGGACGAAAAGAUGUACAGAUGUACCGCAAAAUGCGAGGCCAAACCAAAGCAGAGGGGUGCCAUUCUGCAUGUUUACUCUCUGCGGGACGCGGUCACUCUGGAGACGGUAGGGAGUUUGCAAGUCGGCAGGAAAGGCACCGUGAGAUGUAUCGUCCCCGAUGUCUACCCCGCUCAUUUCACAGUGCAGUGGCUGAAUGAAACGGGAGUAUUGAAAACUCAAGAAGUCGACGAUCCCACUGGGGAAAUACAGAAUGUGACCGUCACCUAUGAACUAACCCCAGAAUUGCAGCAUUCCGGACAAAAGCUUACUUGCCGAGUCAAUAUGCGCACUGAUAAGGAGCUUCAAGUCGAGGGAACGCUAACUCUGGACAUUCACUAUCCUCCCAGAAUGAUAAACAUUUCCGCAGAGCCCUCUCUCACCGUGAGGGAAGGUCAGGAUGCCUCGCUGACCUGUACUGCCGACGGCAAUUCUCCUGUCACCAUCGUGUGGAGCAAGUUAUCAGCCGACGGCUGGUCAGUGAUAGCCGAGAACCAACGUACAUAUCAGCUUUCACCGACCCGCAUCGAGCAUUCAGGAACCUACCGCUGUGAAGCCAAAAAUCAGCUGGGAAAAAGUACCACGGAGGUGGAAUUUCGCGUUCAGGGCGGCCCCAGAGACACCAGACUCUCCGUCACACCUUCUGCGGUGAAGGAGGGAGACUAUGUCACAAUCAGCUGCACAACCCACUCAAACCCUCCUGCCCGUCUUGUGCUGAGGAGGAAUUUUACAAGCGGACAGACGGAGCUGAAGUCGGAGAAUGGGACAUUUUCAACUCGUGCUGUUCAGCUGGCGGAUGGAGGAUGGUAUCAGUGUGAGGCCAGCAAUGAUCUGGGAACGCAGACUAUUCACACAGAACUCAUAGUGCAAUAUCCUCCUAAAAGGACAAACAUUUCUGCAAAACCCUCUCUCACCGUGAGGGAAGGUCAGGGUGCCUCGCUGACCUGUACUGCCGACAGCAGUUCUCCUGUCACCAUCGUGUGGAGCAAGUUAUCAGCCGACGGCUGGUCAGUGAUAGCCGAGAACCAAAGUACAUAUCAGCUUUCACCGACCCGCAUCGAGAAUUCGGGAACCUACCGCUGUGAAGCCAAAAAUGAGCUGGGGAAAAAUACCACGGAGGUGGAAUUUCGCGUUGAGGGCAGCCCCAGAGACACCAGACUCUCGGUCACACCUUCUGCGGUGAAGGAGGGAGACUAUGUCACAAUCAAAAGCACAACCCACUCAGACCCUGAGGGCAGCAAUGAUCUGGGAAUGCAGAUUAUUGACACAGAACCCAAUGUCCUUGCACAAGACGUAGUAGCCAAAGUUGAGAGUCCUGUGGGAGUCAUAGCAUCAGCUUACACAGGGGCGGCAAUGGGAUCGGUUGGACUGGUGCUUUCUGGUCUAUAUUACAUCUAUCGCAGAACCAACUUAAAGAAUUCAUACCAAAUGUCAAAUGACAUAUUGUGACAUUAAAAUAAAGGACUGAAAGAAGAGAACUUCCACUUCUAGCACAAUCUAAUCUCUUUUGCUGUGCUGUCAGGGCCAGUACGUUUGGAGACCAGAAGAUGAUAUUUGUUGCAUUAUAAACAUGUUUUAAAGACAUCACCAACAGCUGGUAUCCAGGGAAGAGAAAGAGGAGCACAUUUGAACUUUAGGCACUUUAUUGUAAAUAAUCCUCAAAAUUUACUGACUGUCUUGAAGGGAGUAUUAGCUGGAGUACUCAUGUUGGAGGAAAUGUAGCAGAAACAGUUCACUUUAAAUUGUUUCCUGCUCAAGUGAAAUGGUCUUUAAUAUUGCUCACCCAUGGCUCCCAGGCAUAUUUCAAACUGUUGGCACUCACCUGUGAAACAAGCCUAAUUUUCAGAUGUCAGAGGUACUCAGCCAUCAUCUAUGGAGGGAAAUGAACAGUCGAUGUUUCGGGCUGAGAUCCUUCAUUGGGAUUGUUCAUUUCCUUCCAUGGAUGCUAUCUCACUAGCUGAGAUCCUCCAGCAUUUUGUGUGUGUUGCUUAGGAUUUCCUUGUGUGAUUUGGGAGCAAAACACUGACUGUUCUGCAGCUUAUGUAUCACCAAUUAUUUGAACUCAUGAAGAGCAACUUUGUUGAUUAUCUGUAUUUUUUUAAACUGAUACUGCUUCCUCUCAAUACCUGUGAACUUCUGCUAUUAUUCAUAACACUUUGAACGAGGGACACUGUCAAUUGUGGAUGAAAUCUAGGAACUGUGUGCUGGGUUAGAAACAGGACUCGGGGCACCGUUAGCUGCUUGACAGAGUUUUCUGAAGCUGGAACUGGAACUGGAAGUGUUAACCAAGUGAAAAUGUACUUUUAAACUAAACCAACAAGUAAGAUGCAGACCGAGUCCUGAUGCAGGAUUUUGACCAGAAGUGUUCACAGUUCCAUUCCCCCCACCACAUAGAUGCUGCCUAAGCAUUGCUGCUCCAGAUUCCAGCAUCUGCAGUCUAGUGUCUCCAAAUCAAACGCAAUUUACUUUACACUCAACACAGGCUGAUUUGAUCAUUUUUAUGCACAAAUGUUAAAGCAGGCAAUAAUGUAUACUAAGCAACUUAAUAAAAAUAAAAUCCAAACUGUUUUGAAUUAAUACAUAAUUCAAAUUAAGUAACAUUUUUUUUCACAAUUAGAAUGCAAUAUCAUCACCUUCAUUGCUGUCAAUGUUUGAAAAUGUUUUCAAGGAGGAAGCCAGGGUUUUUACUGAUGGUUCCAUUGAGUUGAAACAAAAUGUCCGUGUUGAGUCUUCCCUGAUGUGGUUUGUUUACCUCCAGUUACUAGAUCUCACUAUUUGUAAAUUCUCCACUGUUGUUAAAGCAAUUUGUAGCAAGUUGAGAGAGUUUGUACUGUAAUGCGUUGGUGAAUAAUAAAACCGCCUUCAACUACAA
Messenger RNA from Hypanus sabinus (Atlantic stingray), 3278 nucleotides. Its product is annotated as vascular cell adhesion protein 1-like. NCBI's taxonomy places the organism in Eukaryota, Metazoa, Chordata, Chondrichthyes, Myliobatiformes, Dasyatidae. Gene Ontology annotation, cellular component: membrane. The transcript is spliced from 8 exons. Gene Ontology annotation, biological process: cell-cell adhesion. The coding region runs from base 113 to 1855 and encodes 580 amino acids. The record is from RefSeq and is a predicted model, not a curated record.